Lodderomyces theae is the source of this 501-nucleotide messenger RNA. It is a transcript of the gene CTF8, whose product is annotated as Ctf8p. The transcript has a single exon. Lineage: Eukaryota; Fungi; Ascomycota; Pichiomycetes; Serinales; Debaryomycetaceae. Gene Ontology annotation, biological process: mitotic sister chromatid cohesion. Bases 1 to 501 code for a protein of 166 amino acids. The record is from RefSeq and is a predicted model, not a curated record. Gene Ontology annotation, cellular component: Ctf18 RFC-like complex.
AUGCCCACAGCUAAGAUAAACUGCUCAGCAGUGCAACAACUACUAUCUCAGGAAAAAUGUAAGCCUAAUAGCUCGUCUUCGUCAGUACCUAACCUCAUCACCACACCCUAUGGACUCGCGCUACUCGAAAUCCAAGGAGAAUUGAACCUACCUCAUACCAAACCUGAUAUCUCAUUGGAUCAGUUGCUGCCACUAGAUCAGGAAAAGAUGAAGAAUUUUGUCACUGUGGAUGAUGUAUAUGACGCGGUGAAGUUUGGGCAUCUUCAAUUUGAUAGCAAAGAUGAACUGAGGGUUACGCUAUUCAUUGGCAAGAGUCAACGAUUGAUUGGUAAUGUUGUUAAGUUGGAUAUUCCAUUGGGUGUAUUGAAAGUCCCAUUAAGGCAGGAGAUACGAAACGAGGAUGAUGAUGACGUCGAUAUGGAUGCAGAGCAAGAGAUUCAAAUGAUUGAUAUAGUGCGUGCAAAGAUGAUUUUCAAACAGCGUCCUUUACCUAUAAUGUAG